AAUUAUUCCAUUUCUCGUGGCAUCCAAACUGCCUAUUGAAAUACAAAAAUAAAAACAUUAAAAAAUUGAGCUUUUAUUGUAGAGAUAAACAAAAUGGUAUUCUACUUUACACGCUUCGAAUCGCGAAAUAGAAAUGGACACGGCGACAUUUCUCCCUUCUUCCGUCUAUCCAUCUCCAUUUUCGAAGCAAAGAACUUUGUUGGAGCAAAGAAAAGGUGAUUGAACCAUAACCAGAAUAAUCCAACCAAGAAAGCAAAGCACAAAGAAAAUUAGAAAAGCAUGACUGCAACUCCAAAACCUUUAAUGGUACUCUGGGAACAAAUCCAACACCAAUCGACCGAGAAUUCACAGAAGGACAGACAAGCCACAACUUAUCUCCCGAAAUGGGUCACUGUUUCUCCAAAAUGCAUGAAAUUCCAAUAUCUUCAUCUCCAGAGGGGUCUCCUUCUCGACAUUACCAACAGCAACCCAAGAAGCCUCAAGAACAACAGAACAAUAAACACCAAGAACAGGGGAACCCAAAAACGUCAAAACCAGAUUCUUUUUCAACUUCACUAUCCAAAGCCCCUUCUUCCCAGAUUGGAACAGUUCUAGGAAAACUUACUUGUGAUUUAAGCUCGACUUAUGAUCUCGAUAAUGAACUGGGCAGGGGCCAGUUUGGGAUUACCUACCUUUGCACUGAGAAAGCGACGAGAAGGAAGUAUGCUUGCAAGUCGAUAUCGAAGCGGAAGCUUGUGAGCAAGAAAGAUAUUGAGGAUGUUCAGAGAGAGGUAGCUGUUCUUCAGCACCUUACGGGGCAGCCCAAUAUUGUGGAGUUCAAGGGGGCUUAUGAGGACAAGCAGAAUGUGCAUUUGGUAAUGGAGCUGUGCUCGGGUGGAGAGCUGUUUGAUCGAAUUGUCGCGAAGGGAAGUUAUUCAGAGAGCGAAGCGGCCGCGAUAGGCCGGCAAAUUGUUAAUGUGGUUCAUGUCUGUCACUUCAUGGGGGUGAUACAUAGGGAUUUGAAGCCGGAAAAUUUCUUGCUGGUUAGCCGGGAUGAGAAUUCUCCGAUCAAAGCCACUGAUUUUGGGCUUGCUGUCUUCAUAGAGGAAGGAAAAUUUUACCACAAUUUUGUAGGAAGUCCUUACUAUGUGGCUCCAGAGGUUUUGCACCGAAAUUAUGGGAAGGAAAUAGAUGUCUGGAGUGCAGGGGUCAUAUUAUACAUUCUUCUAAGUGGUUCUCUCCCAUUUUGGGCUGAGACUAAUAAAGGCAUAUUUGACGCCAUCUUAGAAGGUUACAUUGACUUCAAACGUGCACCAUGGCCUUCUAUAUCAGAUGCUGCAAGGGAUCUUAUUAAGAAGAUGUUAACACAAGAUCCCAAAAAACGGAUUACCGCUGCCCAGGCUCUUGAACAUCCGUGGCUGAAAGAAUAUGGUGAAGCAUCUCAUAAACCUCUUGAUAGUGCUGUCCUAACCAGGAUGAAGCAAUUCAGAGCAAUGAACAAACUAAAGAAGCUGGCUCUAAAGGUAAUAGCAGAAAAUCUUUCGGAAGAAGAAAUGAAGGGGUUGCAACAAAUGUUCUACAACUUGGACACUGAUCACAGUGGUGCAAUUACUUUUGAAGAAUUGAAGACCGGCUUGCAUAAUCUGGGAUCCAAGAUUAGUGAAUCUGAAAUCAAGCAGUUGAUGGAAGCUGCUGAUGUUGAUGGGAAUGGGACCAUUGAUUACAUUGAAUUCAUUGCUGCUACAAUGCAUCGGCAUAGGCUAGAGAAAGAAGAACAUUUAUACAAGGCUUUUGAGCAUUUUGACAAGGAUGGGAGUGGGUUUAUCACAAAAGAUGAAUUGAAACAAGCACUGACUGAAUAUGGAAUGGGAGAUGAAUCUACUAUAGAUGAAAUAAUUAAUGAUGUGGACACAGAUAAAGAUGGGAAAAUCAAUUACGAUGAGUUUGCAGCCAUGAUGAGGAAGGGAUCUAUGAAUCCAAUGGAAGAUAGACAAAUUACUUUAUCAAUUAAAUGUGAAUAAAAAAACUAAAGCUUUGUUUUUCAACAGGUCCAUUAGAUUUUAUUCGAGUUACAUUUUCUUUUCCAUUGUAUCAAUAUUCAUUCCAUUUGUGGAAUGCUCUAGGGCUCUCCAAUGUUUGUAUAGGACUAUAGGAAGGAUGAUCAUUGAUGGCCAAAUGAAAUAAAGAUUAAAUUU
Molecule: messenger RNA, 2174 nt
Organism: Nelumbo nucifera (sacred lotus)
Lineage: Eukaryota; Viridiplantae; Streptophyta; Magnoliopsida; Proteales; Nelumbonaceae
Product: calcium-dependent protein kinase 29-like
Biological process (GO): protein phosphorylation
Molecular function (GO): ATP binding; protein kinase activity; calcium ion binding
Source: RefSeq, a predicted model, not a curated record